GAGACUUUCUAGAUUUCAGUAAGGUGAUGUACACUGUUGAGUUCACACGGCUUCGCUUGGGGAUUUCCGUAUACAAAAAUUUAAUUUUCCAGUUUUUUUUUCGGAACAAACAGUUGAAAUUUUCUUUUAACUUCAGGACAAGCGUUCUGUCGCUGUCGCCGAGUGUGGUUCGGUGGAAGGCGCGCACAAGAAUUGUGCGUCUCGAGUUCAGUCGUUGUUACAACUCGAGUGCGACCGAACUCGCUGCGCUAAUUAUUGAUCAAGAAAAUAAUACACGUUAUACACCAAUCAGUUUUCCAACUUGAUUUAUUACAACAAUGCCACGAACACGCAGGGGGGCUAAUUUGAGUCGUCAAACAAACAGAUCUAGAGGUAUGCAAGAUAGAAGAGCAAUAAGAUCAGAUGCAGAAAGGCAACAAAGUAAUGCAGAUGUCCGUGUAAGAAUGGCGCAGUUACGAGAUGAGCGAAACCAACAAAGACAAUUGGAACGAAGAGAAGCGCGCAGAUUCGUAGCCAACAGACGUAGAGGGAUUGACCAACAUCAACAAGUACUUCGAGCAUUUACAUCACAUUCAUUUCUUCGACUAGCAUUUCAGUAUGAGCCUGAUGUUGAAUAUUACGCUCAUUCCAAAGUGGUAAUUGGUACAUUGGACAAGGAAUGCCCGCACUGUCAAGCCCUUAAAUUUAAAAAUGAGCCAAUUGGGAUGUGUUGCUCAUCAGGAAAAGUGAAACUUCCAGAAAUUGAAACACCGCCGGAACCAUUGCACGGCCUCCUUAUUGGUACUGAUCCAAAUUCUUCGCUGUUCUUGCGUUCAAUUCGGCAAUUCAAUUCAUGUUUUCAAAUGACAAAUCACCUCAAUUCACCAUUUGCAACGCGCAUUGUCAGCGAGCUGGACGCUCUGUUAAAUGAGCACAACGAAUUGUUGAAAUUAUUCAAAUCACAUAUGCAUAAGCUACAAAGUGACAAUCACGCUAUUUUCAUCAAUCCUGAUAGAACACCAGCUGGAGGGCAUAUACGUCGAUUCAACGCACCUGUUGUUGACGACGUGGCUGGAAUCAUGGUUGGCGACCAUACAGCUACGCGACAAAUCGUGAUUCGAAGAAGAAAUAAUUCUCUUCAGUCCAUUCCUGAUACCCAUCGUUUAUAUGAUGCUCUCCAAUAUCCACUCAUUUUUUGGAAGGGACAAGACGGAUAUUGCAUAAACCUUAAGCAACGAGAUCCGGUAACAGCAAUAAAAUUACCAACCGCAAUUUUAAUUUUUCAAAAGCGGGCACAGCGAAGCGUGGCAGGGCAUGUGAACAUGCGCGUUCAAACGCUUCAGGAUCCAUCCGCCGAAACUUUUUCGAAACAGCUAUUAGAUAUUGGCAAUGGGAAAGUUGCCGUACAUGAAAAUACUGGAUCAAUAAAAUUACCAACCGGUUUUUGCACAAUCGUCCACUCGCAAGAUGUUCUCAUCGACUGUAUAUUUCCCGAUGUACACACACAAUAUAUAUAGUAAUAUAUACUAGCAAACCCGGCGAACUUCGUAACGCCUAACAGUCAAAGAAUUUCGUGUUACCUUUUAGCUUGAAACUUGCCAUUUAAAAUGGUGGC
Molecule: messenger RNA, 1594 nt
Organism: Drosophila willistoni
Lineage: Eukaryota; Metazoa; Arthropoda; Insecta; Diptera; Drosophilidae
Exons: 2
Coding region: 318-1496 (392 amino acids)
Source: RefSeq, a predicted model, not a curated record